AUUUAUGCUUACCAAAUGGACUUUUCUCUUCCUGGUGUAACUCAGGUGUAAUGUCCUUGCUAAGACCUCUUUUGCUGGAUGUCGUCCCAACGAUUCAACAGACUGCUGCUUUGGCUCUUGGGAGACUGGCCAACUGUAACAAUGACCUGGCAGAAGCAGUUGUGAAAGGAAACAUUCUUCCACAGCUCGUGUGUUCAUUGUCUGAGCAGAAUCGUUUCUACAAGAAAGCAGCUGCAUUUGUGCUAAGAGCAGUUGGUAAACACUCUCCUCAGCUAGCUCAGGCAAUAGUUCAGUGUGGAGCACUGGAAAUGCUUGUAAUUUACUUGGAAGAUUUUGACCCUGGAGUCAAAGAAGCUGCAUCUUGGGCACUUGGGUAUAUUGCCCGACACAAUUCAGAACUGUCACAAGCUGUGGUGGAUGCAGGCGCUGUUCCUCUUUUAGUGCUCUGUAUCCAGGAGCCAGAAAUCGCUUUGAAAAGGAUUGCUGCUUCAACUCUCAGUGAUAUUUCAAAGCAUUCUCCAGAGUUAGCACAGACAGUAGUGGAUGCAGGAGCUAUCGCUCACUUAGCUCAGAUGAUCCUGAACCCUGAUGCUAAACUGAAGCGUCAGGUGCUGUCAGCGCUAAGCCAAAUAGCAAAGCAUUCGGUGGCUCUUGCAGAAUUGGUGGUUGAAGCAGAAAUUUUCCCAGUUGUGCUCACAUGCCUGAAGGACUCAGAUGAAUAUGUCAAGAAAAAUGGUGCAACUUUAAUUAGAGAGAUAGCAAAGCAUACGCCUGAGCUUUCACAGCUGAUAGUAAAUGCAGGCGGAGUUGCUGCUGUGAUUGAUUGUAUUGGCAGCUGCAGAGGGACUGUCAGACUGCCUGGCAUCAUGAUGCUUGGUUAUGUAGCAGCUCAUUCGGAGAACUUGUCAAUGGCAGUGAUUGUCUCCAAGGGAAUACCACCACUGUGUGCCUGCUUGCUAGAAGAACAUGAAGAUCAUAUUAAAGCAGCAGCUGCUUGGGCCUUGGGACAGAUUGGAGGACAUACUCCUGAGCAUGCACGUGCUGUUGCAGUAGCAAAUGUGCUGCCCACACUGCUUGCUAUGUAUAUGGACACACACAGUUCAGAAGAUCUUCAAAUGAAAACUAAAAGAGCCUUAAAGAACAUCCUUCAGAAAUGCACGUAUCUCCCAGCACUUGAACCACUGCUGCAUGAUGCCCCUCCCAAUAUUAUGAAACACAUUGUUGGGCAGUUUAGUAAGGUGUUACCACAUGACAGUAAAGCACGUCGUCUCUUUGUAACAACCGGGGGACUUAAAAAGGUUCAAGAAAUAAAAGCAGAACCUGGGUCAGUUCUUCAGGAAUAUAUCAACACUAUUAACAAUUGCUACCCAGAGGAAAUAGUAAGGUAUUAUUCCCCUGGAUAUUCUGAGAUACUUCUGGAAAGGGUGGAAAAUUACCAUCCAGUUUUAUAAACUUCAAUUUUUAUUAGAGCUGUAUUUCACAUUGAUGCCUUUAUGACUGUAAUACAAAUACAGCUGUUGAAACUCUUGUUUGAUUCUGAAAUCUCCUUCUACUGUCUGAACUACUGAAAGAGCUCAGAAAUUCUAGCAAGCUACAUUUUGUUCUUUAUAAAGUUGUUUGUUGCUAA
Merops nubicus (carmine bee-eater) is the source of this 1627-nucleotide messenger RNA. It is a transcript of the gene SPAG6, whose product is annotated as sperm associated antigen 6. The transcript is spliced from 9 exons. Gene Ontology annotation, cellular component: sperm principal piece; acrosomal vesicle; axoneme. Gene Ontology annotation, molecular function: microtubule binding. Lineage: Eukaryota; Metazoa; Chordata; Aves; Coraciiformes; Meropidae. The record is from RefSeq and is a predicted model, not a curated record. The annotation marks the transcript as partial. Gene Ontology annotation, biological process: epithelial cilium movement involved in extracellular fluid movement; neuron projection extension; filopodium assembly.